UAAUAAGAGAUAUAAAUUCAUCGUACUCACCAUUUGUCUGAUUAAAUAUUUUUAAUUAGCUAAUUCCAUUAGUUCUGUGCAACAAAAUACCAGCUUGCAAUUAGUAAAAAAGUUAGCGGCGCAGUAAAACGAAUUUUUGACCUAACUUUGGAAUUCACCUACAGAGCAAGUUAUAAUUCCUUGUGAUCCUAACAGAUGGCGCUACCACGUCGUUCCUGGCGGUUCAUAGUCCAGUUAAUUCGUCGUCCCGCACGUUACAUGAAAAUAGAGGGAAAAGUGUUUUUGUUUUUCUCACGUGUUUUCACUGCAAUUCAAGAAGGAUUCUUUUGGCCGGCCAGUUCGCAUCGCGGAGUCCAUCCACCAGAAAUAAGAAGAUAAUCAUGCCAGAGGACCGAUCAGUAGAUGAAGAAACGCAGCCUGAAAGUGUGCUUUUACUGCAUACUUGGACGUCGAGAAGAACCAGAGAAGUAGCUGCCUCUUCCGGUGCCUUGAUAUCCAAAAACUGGGUCUUGACCCACGGAUCCUCCGUAGAAGGUUGUCUAGCUACAUGUCCCAAGACCCUAAAACUCAUAUCGAAUUUGGAAUCAGGACACUUGGUGCUCGCCAAAGAAGAAAUCGCAGAGGAGUCGACAUUCCGGGUGAUCAGAGAAGAGUUAAAAAAUCCGGAAACGAACCUCGAAGAGGAGUCGGCCCUCCUCGAACGAGAAGGAGUAAUCGCGGCAGCCUGGAGAUGUCCUCUUCUGAAGGAUACCCUAGACGAUGACUUUCGCGGAUGGAAGGUGGGGAACGAGACUCGAUACACGAAGAAACUACUCCCCGUGUUCUUGCUGAUAAAACUUGAGAAAACGGCCGACGUUGAACCCUCGACUAUCCAAAAGGUACUAAGAAACUUGUCCAGGAAGAUGGUAUAUCCCGGCAGAGGUUCUCUCGUGGAAGUCGAGUCCACUCCUUUUGGCAAUCCAGUAUUCAUUGGAUCGGUCGGGGUAGGAGUGGUCAGUAAAAUCCUCGGAUCCAAAGGAUCGAUCCUACUUACGGACGCGAUUGCUUAUCCAAGUUCAGUAGGUGGACCCGUCUACGUCAGCGGUGCAAACAGAUCAAUCUGCGGAAUGGUGAUCGCGUCCUCCACCAGCUAUGACGGCGAACGAGUGGACUUCACCUUGGUUGCAAAUCUGUCCCCUUGCCUGCGACAAGUCACGGGAUUAGACCUCGCCGACGAGCAGUCAGUAGACUCUCGAUUAUACGACUUGGCGGAGAGAAGUGUGGUGGUCGUUCGUUGCGGUUCCGAUUGGGGAAGCGGAAUUCUCCUGUGCAAGGAAACGGGCACGAUUCUCACUUGCUCCCACGUCGUCAAAAAGGCGCCGGGUCGACGCAUUAGGGUGACGUUGAGGCGGUCUCUUCGCGGGCGGUCCUCGUCCUCCGCGGUCGCGAGAUUGGUUUAUAGGACGACCUACAACAAACCUUACGACGUGGCUAUCCUCCGUGUCGACCCGGAGGAGACUCAGGACCCCUUGCUGAGGAAUAUGAACACCGCGAGUGGCCCCGUUCUGCGUGGCGAGCCAGUGGCCCUGGUGGGAUUCCCGUUGUUCCCGUCGACGGAGCCGACGAUUUCCAGAGGAUACGUCUCCCGGGUGUCGUGGUGCAUGGUCCAGACCAGCUGCUGCGUGCAAAGCGGCACCAGCGGUGGACCGGUCAUCCGGUGGUCAACCGGCGAGAUGAUCGGCAUGAUGGUCAGCAAUGUUCGGAGCGAUUCCGGCCUCUAUCCCCAUCUGAACAUGGCCAUACCAGUUUCGGUUCUUUCGGGCCCUCUGGGUCGAUAUCUAAAAACCGGCGACACAGAUCCCCUUAAACUUCUCGAGUGCGACGAUGCGAUCAUCCGCCGAGCCUGGGAUCUUCAUCAGCCUCCUCCUUCUGCGAAGUUAUAGAUAAUUAACAUUCCCCGUUUAACGAAUUCAAUCGAGCCGAUUAUUUCUCUAUUUGGACUCCUUAAUCGAGGACGGGCGGUUAAUUAUUUCCGGAGCGUGCUGUCGUUAAUGGGCAUGUUAAAAGAUGCAGAAAGAACGCAUCGAGAACCGCGGCAGAAAGGCGCCGCGGGGAGGGAUUAAAUGCAUUCGGCCUGUGACGUCAAUGGACCUCAUCGUCCGAUCGAAAUGGACUGACGUAACAAGAUUCCAUCUGCAAUACUGCAACGUUCGAAUUGCAAGAUGAGACCGAAUGCACCGAAAAAAAAGGAGAAAGGAAGGAAACUCGUAUGGUAAUAUUGCGUUCAGGGGAGUUUAAGGAAUAUAAUUAAGUCGAUGGUAUCAUCGGACUGGAAGGACAUUGGUGUUCGGAAACAUCUGCUCUCGGUGCAUAUGCUCCUUGAUUAGUGGCUUAUUAAGCAUUUUCUAAGGUUCAUGUUCUAGGAAUUGUAAUAC
This is a messenger RNA of Orussus abietinus, 2414 nucleotides long. RefSeq names its product peroxisomal leader peptide-processing protease. Lineage: Eukaryota; Metazoa; Arthropoda; Insecta; Hymenoptera; Orussidae. The record is from RefSeq and is a predicted model, not a curated record. Gene Ontology annotation, biological process: regulation of fatty acid beta-oxidation; protein processing. Bases 381 to 1922 code for a protein of 513 amino acids. The transcript has 7 exons. Gene Ontology annotation, molecular function: serine-type endopeptidase activity. Gene Ontology annotation, cellular component: peroxisome.